AUGUCCUCCAAGAGAGGUGUCAAGAGACAGCCCAAGGCAUUGGAGGAGGAUGCAUAUUGUGAAAACGAAUCCAAAUCCAAUGGUGAUAGCGAGGAUCGACGGGAAGAAGACCAGUCUACACAAACCUCUCAUGUGGACAAAGUACUAUUCCGCCAAGCCUGGGUUAGGGCUAUUCAACGUACUGGAACAACAAAGCUGCCCAAGAAAUCAUGGAUGAACACUCAUUGCAUGAAAUUGAACAGCAACCUGAAGUAUGUUCAAGUGAUUGGACAUGGGCAUGGACAUCGUCUUGCCACUGUGAUGAUGUGUGGCACCAGUGUUCCUCACAAACAAAGGGAAAAGGAUGCAGUUGAUUCAAUUUGUCGAACCACAUUUUGUAUUGUUCCCGAUCAUCACCGCUGGCUCCUCAAGAGUGAGAAAUCUUCCAGGGAGUGCUGUGGUGACAGAUUAAUGUGUUGUAUUUGUCAUCUUGAAAUUCCUUUGCCUUGUUCUCACAAGCCUCCUUGUCAGUGGAAAGUCAUUUCCAAUAGUGCUUGCUCAGACUGCAAGCGGGAUGCAGAUCAAGAUGAAGUGGAGACUGUUGGGUCCAACAAGCAAUCAUCGACAAACUUGUUGAUGCGUGGAAUAAGCAACAGAUCUGCAAUAACCUCCAAUGACAUCUUCAAGUCCUCAGAAGAAAAUGCCAAAAGAAAAAGGAACAGCAAGGGAGAAGAAAAGGAAGAAGUCAAUGGCAAUCUGCAUGCUAGCAAUGGUAUGUCUCACAUGGACAAUGAGCUCCACAAAGCCUGGAUCAGGAUGAUUCAGAACCAGGGGACAACAAAGCUACCCAGGAAGCCUUGGAUGAAGACCCAUUGCAUGAAAUUGAACAGCAAUCAGGCACACGUAGGUGCCCUUGGAAGUGGAAGACUGGUUUCCACCGUGAUGAUGCGUGGCACCAACAUGCCAGGCAAACAAUACAAACAGGCUACAUUAGAUUCUGUUUGCCGCACACUAGGCUGUAUCAUUCCCAAUCAUCAUCGCUGGAUGUCCAAGGAGGAAAAAUGGUCCAGGCAGUCCUGUGGGGCCAGCCUUAUGUGUCCAGCAUGUCAUGUUGAAAUCCCUUUGCCCUGUUCCCACGACCCCCCUUGUAGAUGGAGAAGUGUUUCCAAAGAGAAGUGUUCAGCCUGUAAGAGCCAAGAGUAA
Seminavis robusta is the source of this 1182-nucleotide messenger RNA. Lineage: Eukaryota; Bacillariophyta; Bacillariophyceae; Naviculales; Naviculaceae. The record is from the annotation of a GenBank genome assembly.